Messenger RNA from Moneuplotes crassus, 1574 nucleotides. NCBI's taxonomy places the organism in Eukaryota, Ciliophora, Spirotrichea, Euplotida, Euplotidae. The record is from the annotation of a GenBank genome assembly.
AUGCAAUCGAGACUUACCAAAAAGAGAAGCUUAAAGGGAUCAAAAGAGCUAUGGUUCAGCGAUGUUGUAACUUCACGUAAAUAAAUCUGCAAUGCUUCUACCAAUUAUUGAAAAUAAGGCUGAAAGCGACACUAUUCCCCAAGAUUUUGACCUGAAAUAUCAAGAAAUAGCAGAUAUGAACACUCACAGUGUUCUAAUCACUGGUGAGAUUAAAGGUCAUAGGGACGCUCUCUUCUAUCACAUUAUUAGGAAAUAUUUCUGUAUUCCAAUAUCUGUGAUAAAUAAGGAGAAUGAGCUUUCAGAAGAAAACAUAAAUCCCUACCCAGACAUCCUCACUAGCAUGAUGAAAGGGCUUUAUGAGGAUAUUCAUGGAAAGAUUAUUGAUGGUCCUUCAACUCCUUUACCAUAUGCUGUAAUAAAAGAAGAAGUUAAAUCUAAUGAGCAAUCCAAAACAUUCUGCAUUAUAUGUCCAACACAUGAAAAAUAUGAAGAAAAGUUAGCCCAUAAUAGACCGAAUUCAGAUAUUUUACUACACUGAUUGGAUUAUCAAAGUAUCAAAGAUCAGUCUGAUGUUCAAGGAUAUCUGUGAGAUAGCCUGAAAGAACCAAUACAAGGGUUAAGAUCAAACCAAAUAGUUCUUCUGCUUCACAUGGAUGAUAUUGAAGAGAUUAAAGCAGGAGAACUCCAGAAAUUGGAAACUAAUUGCAGAGAUUGUAUGCGAACAUUAAGACCAAAAUCAGAACAAGAGUUGGGAUAUCCUCCAUCUAUUUCAGUCAUCCCUGUUAAUCUAGAAGAAGGUAUUAACCUCUUUACAAGAAAAACUGAAGAUUUUGGAUGUCUUAUGGAAAUACUAUCUCGAAUACUUUCUCAUAAAGAAUGUGAGGACUCAAAAUUCCCAAUUUUGGCAGUCACUAGCGAAUGUCAAGGAAAAAUCAGCUACGAAUGGUUAUCCAGAGGAACUAUUGAUCCAAAAGUUUCUUAUAAAGUGUAUCCUUCGAAUGAAAAUAUCACUCUUUCAUAUAUUAAAGAUGACCCUCUUAGCUUCACUUAUUCACUAGCCAGAGAAAAUCAGGAAGACGCAAACUCUGAUUGUGCAGAUAGCAUCAGUAGUGAGGAAGAUAAAGAAGAGUCUAAAGUUUCUAUGGACACGCUCAGAAGAGGAUCCAUCAUUACUUCAAUAGAGGAGGAAAGAGUCAAUCUGUCACAGAAGCUUAUGGUUGAGUUCGAGCUUUUCUCAAACGCGACUAUUGUAACUAAAGGGUUUAUCUUUGAUCUACUUCUUCAUUCCGCUCAUUAUGAAGCUACAAUAGCAUCUCUUGAUGGAAUAGUCAGAUACAAAGAUGAUAUUGAAAAUCCAACUGGAAUCCCAGAAAGAGUUUACAAAAAGUCACCAAUAAAGAUGGUAAAAUCAGGCGAUAUUUUCGUCUGAAUUGUCUCUCUAAAGGAACCUGUCCCCGCUGCAAAUCAUUGAGGGACCUCUCUAGGACUAGUUUCAGCAUUGAAAGAUACAAAAGUGAUUGCUAGAGGAAGAAUACUCAAACAUGUGCCAUUCAAAACAUAAAUUUCAUAGAUUU